AUGACUAAAGAAACAAUUAGAGUGGUGAUAUGCGGUGACGAAGGCGUUGGUAAAUCAAGUCUAAUUGUUUCCUUAACGAAAGCUGAAUUCAUACCCAUUAUACAAGACGUUUUACCACCAAUUACUAUCCCAAGAGACUUUUCGUCAUCACCUUCAUAUUCCCCAAAGAAUACAGUACUUAUAGACACUACAGAUUCGGACCUCAUGGUUUUGGACCAUGAAUUGAAAUCUGCCGAUGUCAUUUGGCUUGUUUAUUGCGAUCACGAAUCAUACGAGCAUGUUUCCCUUUUUUGGUUACCUCAUUUCAGAUCUUUGGGACUAAAUAUCCCAGUCAUUCUUUGCAAAAACAAGUGUGACUCUAUAUCGAGUGCCAAUGCGAAUGCAAUGAUGGCAUCAGCGGAUAUUGAUACCAAGGUAGAGGACGAAGAGUUUAUUCCAAUUUUAAUGGAAUUUAAGGAAAUCGACACCUGUAUCAAAACAAGCGCCAAGACUCAAUUUGAUCUCAAUCAAGCGUUCUACCUUUGUCAAAGGGCUAUAACUCACCCAAUUUCUCCCCUGUUUGAUGCGAUGGUGGGAGAAUUGAAGCCAUUGGCCGUCAUGGCUUUGAAAAGAAUUUUCCUUUUGAGUGAUUUGAACCAAGACUCAUAUUUGGAUGAUAACGAGGUAUUAGGCCUACAAAAAAAAUGCUUUAACAAGAGUAUCGAUGUAAAUGAGCUGAACUUCAUUAAGGAUUUGCUACUCGAUAUUUCUAAAGAUAAUCAAGAGUACGCUAAUCGAAAGCUAUACGUACCAGGAAAAGGUAUCACCAAGGAUGGAUUUCUUGUACUAAACAAAAUAUAUGCCGAAAGAGGAAGACAUGAGACUACGUGGGCCAUAUUAAGGACCUUUCAUUAUACAGAUUCCCUUUGUAUUAAUGAUAAAAUUCUUCAUCCGAGAUUGUUUGUGCCUGAAACUUCUAGUGUGGAGUUGAGCCCCAAAGGUUACAGAUUUCUUGUGGAUAUUUUCUUGAAAUUUGAUGCCGAUAAUGAUGGUGGUUUGAAUAAUCAAGAAUUGCACCAUAUCUUCAAGUGUACACCGGGAUUACCAAAAUCAUGGACCUUGACAAACUUCCCCUUCUCUACGGUAGUAAACAACAAGAGCUGCAUUACUUUACAAGGUUGGCUAGCACAAUGGAGUAUGACGACGUUCCUGAACUAUAACACGACUACAGAAUACUUAGUAUAUUUUGGCUUUCAGGAAGAUGCAAAGCUGGCUGUACAAGUAACCAAGCAAAGAAAAAUGAGGCGUCGUUCCGGGAAGCUGUAUAGAUCGAGUGUUAACGACAGGAAAGUCUUUAACUGCUUUGUCAUCGGGAAGCCAUGCUGUGGGAAAAGUUCUUUAUUGGAGGCUUUUUUGGGCAGAUCGUUCUCAGAGUUGUAUUCUCCAACGAUCAAGCCAAGGAUUGCUGUCAACAGUUUGGAACUAAAAGGUGGCAAACAGUACUAUCUAAUUUUGCAAGAAUUGGGCGAACAAGAAUACGCCAUACUAGAGAAUAAAGAAAAAUUAAAGGAGUGUGAUGUGAUCUGUCUAACGUACGAUUCGAGCGAUCCGGAGUCGUUCUCCUAUUUGGUUUCGCUCCUGGACAAAUUCACCCACCUACAAGAUCUACCAUUGGUAUUUGUGGCCUCCAAGGCAGACCUAGAUAAACAGCAACAAAGAUGUCACAUGCAACCCGAUGAACUAGCAGAUGAGCUUUUCGUGAACCACCCAUUGCACAUAUCAUCGAGGUGGUUAAGUUCACUAAAUGAGCUGUUCAUCAGAAUCACGGAAGCUGCACUGGAUCCUGGUAAAAACACCCCAGGGUUGCCAGAAGAAGCCACGACAAAGGACGCAGACUACAGACAAACAGCUCUCAUCUUAGGGUCUACCGUCGGUUUUGUGGCUCUCUGCUCUUUCACGCUGAUGAAACUCUUCAAGCCCUCGAGCUUUCACAAAUAA
Saccharomyces eubayanus is the source of this 1977-nucleotide messenger RNA. It is a transcript of the gene GEM1, whose product is annotated as ERMES complex Ca(2+)-binding regulatory GTPase GEM1. Bases 1 to 1977 code for a protein of 658 amino acids. Gene Ontology annotation, biological process: mitochondrion organization; regulation of mitochondrion organization; small GTPase-mediated signal transduction. The transcript has a single exon. The record is from RefSeq and is a predicted model, not a curated record. Gene Ontology annotation, cellular component: mitochondrial outer membrane. NCBI's taxonomy places the organism in Eukaryota, Fungi, Ascomycota, Saccharomycetes, Saccharomycetales, Saccharomycetaceae. Gene Ontology annotation, molecular function: calcium ion binding; GTPase activity; GTP binding.